CUAUAAAUCACAGUGUUAUAUAUGGCAUAAGGCGCUUUACCACAAAUAUUUAGUUCAGUGGGUUGAAGCGGCUGGGAAAGUCUACAGGGGGCGUUUUGUCGUGCGGUGGACGAGAAGUAAUGAGGUUUAGUUCUCAGAAGUGUUCGUUCGGACCAGGGUUGGGGCAACGCUGAGCAUGGGCCGAGUUUGUCUGCUCAGGAGGCUUGGCAACUACGGCUGUGAUUCUGGCCCCCAAACAGAAGGUUUGCGUCCGGUCAACUCUUGUCGUUGGUCGUCUAGAGUUGCACAAGUGCCUCUAGACUGGGUACGUCCAUAUCACAUACAAGUAGCCUUUCCUGUCAACUUGAAGUAACUCCUCGUGUCAUAGCAACCGCGCUCUUUAAGUAGUGGCUUCUUCAUAUGGGGCGCCGCCCCUCAUACACGUUUUGAUUAAGGUUAUAGUUGCAACGGAGGCUAGGCAGCAUUUUGUCCUUAAGCCGGGGGCUUAGCGCUAGAGCAGGCCCCCGUUGCGACCAGCAUUGGCGGCCUUGAGCUUUGGGCAUACUUAUGAGCAAGGCUCUCGCACCAGAGGCUGCAAACAUGGCACGCAGCAAGUUUGAGGAGCUUAAGAAGCUGAUUGAGCAGCGGCAGCAGAUUAACUUGGAGUUGAUUGGCAAGCUCGCGAAGGCGCUAGAGAAGGUCAAGGCUGGAGCCGCGACCGCUGGCGUUAAUGCAGUUCCCGCAGCAGCCAGCAAACAGCCCGCAGCUAAGAGGUCCUCUCAGCCCGCAAGUUUUACAGGGCCGGACCCCAAGCGGCCAAAGCUUGACUCGGAGACAGACAAGAAGAUCCAGGACAUAUGGCGCAUGUGCGGAGCUGUGCUAGACUUUUUAAUGAAAAAGAAGAACGCCAUCGUCUUCCUGAGGCCUGUGGACCCGGUUAAGGAUGGCGUGCCAGACUACUUCAAGUUUAUCUGCCAUCCGAUGGACCUGGGCACCAUCAAGACUAGGCUCAGAGAGCGCAAAUACAGCGACCCGCGGGAAUUCGCGGCCGAUGUGCGAUUAGUGUGGCGUAACUGCGCUACCUACAACGCGGUCGGCACCCCGGUCCGCAUUAUGGGCGACCAGUUGUCCGAAGACUGGGAACGCAAGUGGGCCGAGUUGAACGUGGAGCAGCGCUGGGACGCGUUGGUGGCGACACGUGACCCACAGACUAUCCCGCUAGACCAGCGGAUAGCGUCAAGUGCGCGACAGCUGCUUCAGCGGGUCAACUCGGUGCACGUGCUGCCAGACGCGGACCCCUCACGGACGAUGACCACGGUGGAGAAGCGCAAGCUGAGCAUCGCGCUCAGCGAGUUGCAGGGCAACCAACUUGCGGACGUGCUCAACAUCAUCGCUGAAAACCUGAAGGACAUUAACCCGGAUGACGAGGAGGAAAUCGAGCUGGACGUUGACCAGCUCGAUAACCAGACGCUAUGGCGAUUGCGGGAGUAUUGUGACAACGCGAACAACAAGCACUCGGCUAAGCCAACGGCCCCAUCGAAGGCCGGCGGUGGUGGCGCGUCGCGGUCUGUGCACGAUAACGGGAAGCCGCACGUGAGCAAGCCAGCGGCGCGGACGGAAAGCGGCUCAGAGUCGGAUCGGUAUUCUGCGGAGCAGGACGUCAAAGGCUCGAACAUGGUCGAGCAGCCUCAAAGUAAUGGGGUCAAACUAACGGGGCAAGCACAACCAUUGGCGGGCAGUGAGCAGGGGGAUGGGGACGUAGCAUUGGGUGAAGGAAACACCGAGGCUGCAGCCGCCGACGGAAUGUGCGAGGAACCGCAAACCGGGCCAGUGCCAGACGACAGGCAGGUGGAAGAAGCCACGCAGGAAAAAUCAGCUGAAGAAGAUGCGGAAGAAGAUGCGCAGGCAGAAGGCGCAGAAGAGGACGCUAACGUUGCGAAGGCAGAAGAAGAUGGGGAGGUCGCAAAGGCAGAAGAUGAUGGGGAGGUCGCAAAGGCAGAAGAAGAUGGGGAGGUCGCAAAGGCAGAAGAAGAUGGGGAGGUCGCAAAGGCAGAAGAAGAUGGGGAGGUCGCAAAGGCAGCAGAUGACGGCGAGGACGCGGAAGGGGGCCAGGGCAGGCAAGCUGAUCCCGACGCCAUGGAAGCCGACGGGGAAGGGGGCACGGAUGCCAUUGCCAUGGCAACGGACGCCGAAGAGCCCUCCGACGCCGAAGCCGGGCGCAAGAUUGGAGGGGAGGAAGCUGCAGAUUUGAACGGGGCUGGGGCUGGGGAAACAGGUCAGCCAAACUUUGUGAAAAACCAGCGCACUGCCAUUCCGGUGGAUGAAUCGGCGACCGCGCCCAAGGACAAGUCCGCCAUUGCGACCGACAAGAAGAGCAAUAAGGACGUGGUGCUCAAUGCGUCGGCUUGGCAGGCGGCCGACGAAGAGGCGGAGGGUGGUGGCGAGGCAACUGAGGCGGGGCCCGGCGGCGAGGAGGAUGGUGACGACCUGUGGGACUCCUUCCGCAGUGUUGCAGAACGGGAAAAGCAGCAGAAAGCUGAGGAGGAGAAGCGGCGGAAGGAACUGGAGCAGGAGCGAGAACGGGAGCGCCUUCGCGUCGUUGCAGAAGCACGGCAGGCAAAAGAGGAGGAGGAGCGAAAGAUGCGAGAGGCGGAGGAGGCUGCUGCGGCCGAGGCUAAGCGGGCCAAAGAUGAGGCACGGCAAAAGGAACUUGAAGAGCUUCAGAUGCAAGCCAACACAGCGCAGGUGUACCAGCCACCGGACGCGAAGGCGUUCUCGGGCACGUUCGGGGCCAGUGGCGCGGACAUCAAUGACCUGGGGCUCAUGUACAAGCACGACGACGACGCGGAUGACGUCAAUUUCGACGACUGAGGGGGGCUCUCUUUUCGCAGUGUGGUCUUGGUAGUUUUUGUGAUUCCGCUCGGUGAAAAAGGCCCAGGCCCUACAGCCUUCGGCCGGCGCCCUUCGCCGGCUGCGAAAGGCGCCGAGCGAGCGUCCUUCUGGGUCUGAGUGCGUUUUGUAAGUGUCAUUCACGUCUUGUGCACUGCAGGGUCGUCAAGAAAAGCUUAUUUUUUUGCCCUGGGCGUGUGCUAGUACUCUAGUUUCUUGCAGUAAUGCGUGGUUCCUCGCAGCUGGAUGCCGGUGUGUCCGUCUGUUUUGUGGGCAACAAUAGUAAGGGAAGGACAGGACACACCAACUUGGAGCGGGUUUUACCCCGUGACGUCCACCACGGAAGUGCUGGCCUUAGGAAUAUGCCGGAAGAGCAUGCCACGUCGACUGGUUGUAGCUCUCUCGACCGGCUGUAGCAGGUACUGGGUAACUGGCGAGUUAAAGAUUGCGCCCGGUAUGGGCAAUGGGCAUGCACCGCACUGUACAGACGGGGAAUGCAGCCCAGACUCGGGGAAUGCAGCCAGAGACGCUUGGACCACAGCUGGACUGCCCCUUGGGCGCAGGGCCGUGCUUUACAGGGCCCUGCGGGACCUCGGCUUUCUCAGG
Volvox carteri f. nagariensis is the source of this 3474-nucleotide messenger RNA. RefSeq lists its product as uncharacterized. The coding region runs from base 547 to 2850 and encodes 767 amino acids. The transcript has 10 exons. The record is from RefSeq and is a predicted model, not a curated record. NCBI's taxonomy places the organism in Eukaryota, Viridiplantae, Chlorophyta, Chlorophyceae, Chlamydomonadales, Volvocaceae. Gene Ontology annotation, molecular function: protein binding.